CCUCAGUCGACGGAUAGUAGAAGAGAAAAAGACGACUGAAACGAAGCCUUGAAUCCAAGCCCUCCCUCCUCUGUCUCCGUCCCUAUGGAGGACGCUCGGAGCCGAAGCGGCGGCAGCUCCGAGCAGUCCGCCGACGCCGACGUCCUCGGCGAUCGGUCCAGGCGUGGUGCCCCAUUCGCUGAUCGCCUGGGCGACUACGCCGAGAUCUUUGCCGACCACGCUGGUUCGAUCUCCAUUCCGUUUCUCGAUCUACCGCCGGCUCUGGACGGCUUCGAUGCUGCUGCCCCUGUCCGGACCCGGGGCGCCGGCUUCGACUACUCCGAUGUGUUCGGGGGUGUAGACUCUGGAGAGUCCGCCGCUCUGCACGAUGAGCUCUUUGCGGCGCCUAAGCUGGAGGAGACUUGUUCUUCGAAAGGGAGGACUAGAGAGGAAGCAACAUGCAGCCAGCACAUGACGAGAGAACCGAAAGUCACCCCAGAACAGUCACAUGGGGGUCGUAUGACUUGUCAAGAAGGUGAUAGGUCCUCACCAAAUUCCACUCCUUCAGAUAUUUGUUCCACACAAUUCAAUGUGUCAUAUAACAAGAGUAGCCAAGGAAGUAAAGAGGGUGCAAUGAGUGGAAAAACACAUAUAACUCAACUUCAUGCCAUUCCUGCAUUUAGCUUUGUUGUUGACACAGACACCCCCUUCCAGACUAUUGGAGGUGACGGCCCUCGAAACAUGUUAAAUGAAGGAGUAGAUAACAGGAAAGACCAAAAUAAAGUUUUAAGUGCCUCUUCUGGCAAUAUUUCAAAGAGUUCAGAAAAUUACUUGAGAGCAGAUCAGAAGAAUACCAAUAGAUAUCCUGUUUCUGAUAAUGGGCAUGCAAAUGCAAGUCAUCAUUCACACUCUUUUAGUCAUUCCAUAUCAAAUGGGAAUGUACCACCCUCUGAUACUGUGUUUUUUACUGCAUCUGAAUUCAGUCUUCAGACACAACCAUUGAGAGUGCCACCACCAUCAAGGCCAUCUCCUAGGUUAUAUGAUAAGCAAGAACUCUCCAAACAAAGGUUGUCGUCAAGUUCAAAAUUUGGUCUGGAUGAAGUAAGCUUCCUAAAAUCAAUUCCUAAAGAAAAAGACUUCCAUGUGCGUCAAGAGGUUGUCAAGGACAACUCUCCUAGCUUCACUGAUGUGCAGGUCGAUAUUAGUUCAGCUGCUGCAGCUUCUGUUGCUGCUGUAAAAGAAGCAAUGGAACUUGCUCAAGCUAAACUAAAAAGGGCAAAACAGUUGAUGGAAAGAAAACAUGGUAUCCUUCGGAACAGCAGGAAGCUAGGUUACCUUGAAAGCAUGAAAUAUAAAGAACAAAAACUGUGUCAAGCGUCACCGAGGCGUGAAGAUUUUGAUGAAAUGCUAGUUGCUUCAGAGAGAAGACAGGAAGUUACAAGUACUGCCAAACUGACUCCAUGUGAUGAAAAGAAGGAAAAAGUUAAAUUUACCGAAGAGGAAGGAAAGGCAAGGCAAGUAAAUGACUUGAAAUCAUCUGAAUUGCUCAAUAGAUCAGCAGGCAAUUACAAUGAGCUGGUGAGCAGUGAGAAUCACAUACUGAUUGAAGAGGUAUCUGAGAGGAAAGAUUUUACGAGGAAAACAAAAAUAAUUACAAUGAUCGGUGAGAUCAAACAAAAUGAGAGCACAAAUGAUACACUGGCUUGUCAAACUGAAAGCAACAGGAACUUGCAGAAAGAUAAGGCAGCACCUGUGGUUUGUGUACAUGAAGACAAUUCUAACUUAGAAGCUCAUGUGUCUCAUACGGAGGAAGUUGAGAAGCCAGGAGAGGUUCACAAACUCCACAUACAAGAAGAGGUAACAAAAGCACCAUGUGCAGGUGAAGAGACUCUUUCAUCUGCAAGGAGUGAAAAGAAAAUGGAACCUUCAUAUUACUGUAAGCUUCACUAUACUCAUGUUGACAAAGAAGAAAACAGCAAACUGAAAUCUGCUUUAGGGAAGUCAGGAGCUGCUAAACCUCAAGAUCAAAACUAUUCAAAGGAAAUUGACAUCACUAACAUAGCUCCUGUACCUGGUAAGGGUGAAGAUAAGUUUAACAUGGCCAGUGUCACUGUUGUGCAAGAAGAAAUGGAUAUUGAAGUGCCUUAUGUAUCAUGUGUAUCAAAAGGGGAGGGAAGAGUAGCAGCUUCUAAGUGCACAGAUUCUGAAAAGACAAGGAGAGAAGGAAAGCAAUGUGAUGCCGAGAAUGUAAAUCGAUCUGAAGGAAUGAUGGUAGUGCAUGAGCAGGAAAGACGAGAGGAACUAAAUAUGAAACAGCAGACAUGCUUAUCUGCAGAAAAUGAAAUAAGAUUUAAAGAAGAUAAAGAAGCUGAUGAACUUGAAGAGGUUCUGAAGAAAUGGAAAACAUCAGGAAGAACAACAACACUUGAAGACCAAGAGAAGCUGAUCAAAGCAACAAAAGCUGCCUUCUGGCUAAAUUAUGAUGGAAAUAAUCCAAAAGAAACUCAGCUUGAACUGCAGCAAAGGGACAAGAAAAAAGAUGCAACCCCAGAGCCAUACAACCUGGAAAACUUUGAGGGACAGAAUAAAUAUGAAAGAGGUUUUCAAGUUUGUGGAAAUGAAGGUAUUAUAGAAAUUCAAGUUGAGCCUCAUUUUAUGGAUAAAAUAUUCUCCAUAAAUACAAUUCCAAUUAUCUGCAACAGGCCUCUUCACAUGGCUUUGAAUGCCCAGCCAUCUAAUUUAUCGGAAAAUGAAGGUAACUUAUCAUAUUCAUCUCUAAUUGCAACUGAUAGACUUCCUGUGGCUUCUCAAAAGAUUAUUUUGGAUACUAAGAAAACCGAACAAAAAGAAAAAGAAUUAAUGGAGAAAAAAGGAGUACAGAUAAAGAAACCAUCAAGAAAUUUAAAAGAAAAAGAGAAGGAAAGAAUUCAAGAACAAGAGGAAGAGAAAACAAGGUUAUUGCGAGAAGCAAUUGAGAGAGAAGAAAAAUUAGUAGAGGAAGAGAGAACAAGAUUAUGGGAAGAAACAAAAGACAGGGUAACAAAAUUGGAAGAAGAGAAAAAGCAAGGAAGGUUACUAGAAGAAGCCAAUGAGAGGGAAAGAAAAUUGAAAGAAGAAAAAGAACGAGCAAGGUUAUCAGAAGAAGCAAAAGAGAUUGAAUGGCAAAUGGAAGAAGAGGAGCUAGCAAAGUUGUUAGAAAAAGGAAAAGAUAGUAUAAUGAAAGAAGAAGAGGAGCAAGCAAAGUUGUUCAAAGAAGCAAUAAUGAGGGAAAUGAAAGUAGAAAUGGCACGAGUAAGGUCAUUAGAGGAAGCAAAGGAGAGAGAUAGGAAAGAAGAAGAGGAACGAGCACGGUUAUUAGAAGAAGCAAAAAAGAGGGAAAGGAAAUUAGAAGAAGAGGAGAGGGCAAGGUUAUUAGAAGAAGCAAACGAGUGGGAGAGAGGAAGAGAAAAGGACCGACUUGCCGAGGAAAGAGCAAUCCAUGAAGCACAUGAAAGGGCAUUUACUGAAGCCAGAGAAAGGGCAGAAAGGAUGGCUGUAGAGAGGAUUACUUCUGAGGCUCGGCAAAGAGCACUAAAGGAAGCCCAAGAAAAGGCAAAGAAGACCUCUUGUGAUGCUCUGGACAAAUCAUUAACUGAGAAGGCUUCUAGAGAUGCUAGGUUAAGGGCUGAGCGUGCUGCAGUUGAACGGGCCACUGCAGAAGCUCGUGAGCGUGCUAUAGAAAGAGCACUUGCUGUAAAAGUUGCUGCAGAUGCCAGAGAGCAUGCUGAGAGAUACAAUGCUACUUCUAGAGACACAACAAGGAAAGAAAAUGUGACGGAAGAGUGUUCAAAUACCAGAGAUAAGGAUGGCCCACUUGAUGCACAAUUUCAAAGUACUAGUUCUUUGAACAGUUACCAAGCAAAUUCAGAUUCUAAUUAUCAACAGAGUAGUAAUUUUGGUGAAUCAGCUUUAAGGUGUAAAGCUAGACUAGAGAGGCAUCAGAGAAUAGCUGAACGUGCUGCCAAAGCUCUUGCAGAAAAAAACAUGCGGGAUGUUCUUGCACAAAGAGAGCAAGCUGAGAAAAAUAGGUUGGCAGAGUACCUGGAUGGUGACAUUAAGAGAUGGUCGAAUGGAAAAGAAGGAAAUUUGCGUGCACUGCUAUCAACACUGCAAUAUAUCCUUGGCCCUGAGAGUGGUUGGCAGCCUAUACAACUGACAGAUGUUAUCACAUCUUCUGCAGUAAAGAAAGCUUACAGGAGGGCUACUCUCUGUGUUCAUCCAGAUAAGUUACAGCAAAGGGGGGCCAGCAUUCAACAGAAGUACAUUUGUGAGAAAGUUUUCGAUCUCCUUAAGGAAGCUUGGAACAGAUUCAACUCAGAAGAAAGAUAGCAGUUGUAAUGUACACUAUAGCAUUUGCCUCUCAAUCUUUCAAUUAUUGUCUAGAAAUAAUGCAUUGAAGUUUUGGAAAGAAAACAUCAGUUUUGUAAUGAUUAUAGCGACUGAGCAUUCUUGGCAUUUGAGGAUGUGAAAUUUGUGCAAGUGCACUCUCUAAAAUACUAGACUUGUUCUGAUCUUAGGAUAAACACCAAGCAGGGGUGCUUCACGUCACAAAGUGAUUUGUGACAGUAAGAUUAGCUAGGCAUUCCUCCACGGGCUAAAUCAUUUGAGAAUUGAGAUCAUCUUUUCAUCUUGACAACGUCAAAGUAUGAUGGCAACAUGGCAUGGUGACAAACAUAGUGGCAAUGAUCUUUGUUGUGUUGCAAGCUUUCUACCAGUUAUGAUCAUAUCUCCCUCAUCUGCAUGGCAUGCAACCUGAUCGAGCAGCCACCUGAGGAGAUUCUUGAAUCCAUUGAUAGAGGAGAAAAUGGCAGGAUGCUGUGUCUGAGAGUCGUCAAUCCCUCAUGUUGAUGUUGCUUGGCGUCGCCAAUAAGAAGUUGCUCUCACCACUGAGACAACAGUCUAUUCGAUUUUUCCUUUUUUCAGGCUAUUAGACUUCCACACACUUCUUUGUUCAUCUGAAGGUUUCAGCCUGAGGAGGCCAGCAGAUGGAAGCUUCCAUUUUCUGUAGAGUGAAUGCUGCUCUGAUCACUCUUAACAUCUCCAAUUUCGGAACUACUACUGCUUCUCAGAUGAUACUACCAGAAGGAAAAGAGAAUUGCCCAUGAAGAUAGAAAAUUGCAAUAUGCUUACUGAAACUGGAACAUGGGAAGCAUCUUUCAAAGGGAGACAAAUGUUAUCGGCACUCCAGACCUUCGAUCUACUACUGGCAUCUACUAAACUUUUAUCUGAGAAGACCAAAACAACUCCGGUAGCAUUUAUCAACCUUAGCAAACAUUACCGAUCUCCCAAAAGUUGUACCUGGACAUGGCCGCCCUGCAGUGGCGUUUGGCUUUCCAUGUGUGCUGCUGUCUCCAUUAGAAUCGUAGUGCUUGAAUUGGCAGCCGCGAGUUCCCAACCCUUCCGCUUUGAGGAAGAACAUGCCUUGUCGAUUCUGUUUUGAUAGUGACUGUACUGUCUUCAGUGUUUGAUCCGGUGGUGACUCAUUGAGUUUAAAUUCUUUGUCUA
This is a messenger RNA of Musa acuminata subsp. malaccensis (wild Malaysian banana), 5523 nucleotides long. RefSeq lists its product as uncharacterized. Gene Ontology annotation, biological process: clathrin-dependent endocytosis; clathrin coat disassembly. Gene Ontology annotation, molecular function: clathrin binding. Gene Ontology annotation, cellular component: vesicle; intracellular membrane-bounded organelle; cytoplasm. The record is from RefSeq and is a predicted model, not a curated record. NCBI's taxonomy places the organism in Eukaryota, Viridiplantae, Streptophyta, Magnoliopsida, Zingiberales, Musaceae.